AUAUUAUAGAUACCUGUAUAUCAAUAUAGUGGAUGGGGGGACAUCAGUGCCGUACCCAGGAUUUGUUUUCGUGGGGCUUAAACAUUCAUACUUAACUUUAAAGGAAAAUAAGAAAUAAUUCAAAAAAAUAUAUAUACACAUACUAUUUUAAAUAAAAGAUUUCGGAAUGGGCUUAAGCCCAAAAGCCUCCCCCCCUGGAUACGGCACUGGUGACUAUGGUCUAUGACUCACGGAUUUAUUAAAUUUAAAUAUUUAUAAGUUAUAAUCUCUUCAAAUUCUAAGUCAAAAACUGAAAUUACGCCUAUAGUUACAGGAUAUUCCUUGGAUGUUAUAAAAAUCUAUAAAUAAUUAAAAACAUGGGUCUAUGGGUCUGUUUAUAUUACUUACGAAUUAUUUUGUAAUUUUAGUUGGUAGCUCUAAUACUUCUAAUAAGAAUAAGUAAUAAUAUUCUGCAUUCAUUUAUUAUUUGUAAUUACUAGUUAUCUAAGUGCCCUAACAGCGUAUCUAAAUUAUAAAUUGUAUUAGAUAGGUAGGUACCGAAACUAACGAGGAUAGUUGCUAUAGUUUCAUAUUUGUUAGAUCUAUAAUUUUUCACUUACUACAGUUAAAUCCAUAACUUUUUAUAGGUAGUUAAAAAUAGGUAAGUGUUAUUCUGUACAUCUAUAUUAUAAAGUAAUUUCCAUAGACCACAGUAUCAUCAUGUCUACAACAUAUACAUUUUAUCAUCUUUCUAACAAAGAACCAGUUGGACUGUGUAAUAAGAUUGUUCAAGGAUAUCUUCUGAAAUGGUCAAUGAAGGAAUGUUUACGCAUUAAUUAUUAUGCGUUCAAUCAAGAGUUUAAAUCGGACGACAUUAGCCAGUUUGCAUUGGAUUUUUUUCGAGAUAACAAUGUGGCAAAAAACUUGCAGUCAAGUUUCAACCAAUUUUCAGGAAGCAAUGUAACUAGAGUUCAGACCGAGUCCAUUCCUUGCACUGUUACUUCGAUGGCAUUCUUCGACAAGCUCUUGGACCCGAACAAAGGCAUCGUCUGCUGCAACGGCACUGGUGACGACGGUAAUCAUACAAUACAUCAGUGUAUGGAAGUAUUCAAAAACGACAUAUACAUUUCAAAUAAACUAAAAAUGAUGCUGUUUGAAGAUGAAUGCGACGAAUAUUUUUUGUACAGCGAAGAUGAACGCGCAGAAUUCAUGUUUCGGCUGUUGCAGCAUUUCUCUAUCGGUGGCCGAUGGUGUCAAGACGACGUAGUUAUUGAACCGUACUUGGACGCAAUAAAAUAUGUUUACAAAGAUUUACUGGCUGUCGAAAAAAUUCCCGGGUCUGGAAUACAAGUCUCGUCCAAGAUGUACCAAGUUGUCGCUUUCGAUUCUAAUGACACAGUUUUAUUUCCAAAAGAAAGCAAAAAUUCUAUACCGUAUAGUUUCGCAUAUUUAGUUGUAAAUCCUAAAUCUCGGACUGUCGCAUUAUUUUUUCAUAAUGUCGGCGACACAAUUUAUACUUGAUAAAAUAUUCUUUACUUAUUUGUUUUUAUUAUUGUUAAUUCAGUUUUGUUUUAUUUUAAAAUUUCACGUUAUGUGUG
Rhopalosiphum maidis (corn leaf aphid) is the source of this 1577-nucleotide messenger RNA. RefSeq names its product rRNA methyltransferase 2, mitochondrial (gene Mrm2). Gene Ontology annotation, cellular component: mitochondrion. Lineage: Eukaryota; Metazoa; Arthropoda; Insecta; Hemiptera; Aphididae. Gene Ontology annotation, biological process: RNA methylation. The coding region runs from base 700 to 1500 and encodes 266 amino acids. Gene Ontology annotation, molecular function: rRNA (uridine-2'-O-ribose)-methyltransferase activity. The record is from RefSeq and is a predicted model, not a curated record. The transcript has 6 exons.